This is a messenger RNA of Durio zibethinus, 2594 nucleotides long. Lineage: Eukaryota; Viridiplantae; Streptophyta; Magnoliopsida; Malvales; Malvaceae. The record is from RefSeq and is a predicted model, not a curated record.
AUGACGAGGGGCAUAGGCGUCGUUACGUAUGAAAUGGGAUGUCAUUUUGGUAAAAUUAGACAACAUCGGAUAUCCAGUUGUCAUUCGAUGGAUCGCUACGGAGAUCAGCUCGUCACGAGAUUCUGCUCAACCCGGUUCUUCAAAUCGAAUCUCUCUCUCUCUCUCUCUCUCUCUCUCUCUCUCUCUUUUCGAUUCCAUGGGAAAGAAUCUACAACGUCAUCUCUGGAACCUCUAUCAGCAGUCGUUUAUUCUGUAGAAAAAAUCACGAAUAAUUUUUUUUCUCUGUUGACCUUUUCUUUAUUUGCAGUGAAUCAAAUGGCUCCCUGCCGUAUGAUUCUGCUAUUUUUUACUCUUUCCUUUAUCGUUCCUUCACUUGACGCCAGUGAAGGUGAUGUUGAUCCGAUUUACAAGGCUUGUUUGGAGGAGUGUGAGAAAAGUGGGUGCGUGGGGGAAAGGUGCUUUCAACACUGUAAAUUCUCAUCUGAUGGAAAACCAAUUGAUGGGCCAUGGUAUUUACAAGAGCCCCUUUAUCAGAAAUGGAAGCAGUGGGACUGUCGUUCUGAUUGUCGGUACCACUGUAUGAUUGCUAGAGAGGAACAGAGAGAGAAACUUGGUGACAAACCGGUCAAAUAUCAUGGAAAAUGGCCUUUCCGACGUGUCUAUGGGAUUCAGGAACCCGUUGCUGUAGCUUUCUCCGCACUAAGCCUUGCAAUACAGUUUCAUGGUUGGCUUUCCUUUUUUAUCCUUCUGAAUUAUAAGUUGCCUUUGAGGCCUGAUAAAAGGACUUAUUAUGAAUAUACUGGCUUGUGGCACAUCUAUGCCAUCCUGGCAAUGAACUUUUGGUUCUGGAGUGCUGUUUUUCACAGUCGAGAUGUUGAGUUGACAGAGAAGCUAGAUUAUUCAUCUGCUGUUGCAUUAGUUGGGUUCAGUCUUAUUCUAGCAAUACUACGGGCGUUUGAUGUGAGAGAUGAAGCUUCAAGAGUGAUGGUUGCUGCUCCGCUAAUUGCAUUUGUGACAACACACAUCUUGUAUCUGAACUUUUACAAACUUGAUUACGGUCUAAAUAUGAAAGUUUGUAUGGCCAUGGGUGUAGCUCAACUUCUCAUUUGGGGAGUUUGGGCUGGUGUAACUAGCCAUCCAUCGCGCUGGAAGGUUUGGUUGUUCGUAGUGGGAGGAACCCUCGCUGUGCUCUUGGAAAUAUACGACUUCCCACCUUAUAGGGGGUUUGUGGAUGCUCAUGCUCUCUGGCAUGGUACUAGUAUCCCUCUUACAUACAUUUGCUGGAGCUUUGUCAGGGAUGAUGCGGAGUUGAGGACUUCAACACUCCUUAAGAAAAUAAAGUGAUAUUUCUUCUUUGGACGCAUGCACUAACCAAAUGGUGCAACCUAUCAAGUGACCAAACUCACCCUUGAUCAAGCCAUCCUGUGAAUGAAACAUUAAUGGCUCCUCGUGUCUAUGCGUUUUUGUAGAAUGCUUAACAUGGCCAGCCUCUUUCGCAUUUUGUUUGCUGACGGUUGAAAUUUCUUCGCAAUGCAAGGAUAUGCACUGUAAUUCGAAGUCCAAUUUGUUAGACUCUCUGUCUUUGUUUUUUCUCGCGAUGAUCGGUAUAUUCAUAAAGGCAAUCCAAUUUCAUUGUAAAUUUUUUGUGUUAUAUCUUUCAACCAGCAUGUUUCACUUGCAUUGUUUGAUUAGUCAGUCUUCUGUAGGAACGAUGGCAUAUGUAAGCAUUCUUAUCAUCUUUACAUUGAAUUUAUUUUGGCCGAGUUUUUUCAAUGAAUUUCCAUGAAGCCAAGGAACGGUGGCAUAUGUAAGCAUUCUUAUCAUCUUUACAUUGAAUUUAGUUUGUCCGAGUUUUUUCAAUGAAUUUCCCUGAAGCCAACUCAAAGUCUUAAGCUUUACGUUUCAGAAACAUAGGAGAUAAGGCCCAUAUGAAUUAAACCUUGUUAUUAUUUGGGCCAAGCUGACAACGGGAUGCUUCUAUCAAAAGUUGGCUAAGCCUCGGGCUAACAGCCUGCCUAACACACACGGCAGGAUCGAUUCUUCACUGGUAUCACAUCACAUCACAUGACAUAGCACAAAGGCUAAGCAAAUCCUGGAUGCAUUGGGGGCAAUUUUUAAACUGAACAUCCCCUGUACUUCCCUCUUAUUUCGGCACAAAGCUUUGGGUAACCGUUGUAGAAGCGCGUUCUCAAUCGAGUAAUAUUUCUAAAUUAUUAACAAAUUUUUUUUCUUAUGAAUUCGCUGACCCCACAUUAUCCACAUUUGAGGAGAAUUCAUAAGCCUUAGUUCAUACUGAUGUCAGCAGCAAAAUCCAUAUCAUCUAAUUUAAAAAACAUCUUUUGAAGUUAAUUUUAAAAAAGGCACAUCCCAAAUGUCGGAUAGUCUAAUUCACUCACAAUAAUUCCAAUAAUUUGUCGUUGAAUUCAAUUAAUUAUACGUAAAAACCAUUGUCAAUGAAAAUUCUUUCAAAUUAGUGCCAGCUAGUUACAAGUUAAACCGCUUGUUUGUGCUUUUUCUUGCGAUUUUUUUCAAUAAACAAAAUCAAAGUUUGAUAAAAUUAGUUUGUGUUGAUUCAAAAAAUUUAAUAUUUAAAU